AUCCCGGCACUUUGGGAGGCUGAGGCGGGAGGAUCGCUUGAUCCUGCCACUGCAUUCCAGCCUGAGUGACAGAGGGAGACCCUGUCCCAAACAAAACAAAAAUAACUUUUUGAUGUUUAAACUAUUGUUUUCUACUUUUUUCAGCUAUAUAUGCAUAGGAUUGGGGAGAUUUAAGUAUAUUGCCUAAGGUGACACAGCAAGAAAGCUAGGAUUUGAACCCUGGCACUCUGGCUCCAGAGCCUGCACUCUAAAUUGUAUAUUUCACUUAUGUCAUAGAGCAGGCAUUAUGUGGAUGACAGGACACAUUCUGCUGGAAGAGGGGCACAAAAACAGAUAAUAUAAUUCACCACGCUAAGUGAUACUAAGGAGGUAUAGCAAGGAGCACGAAGGAGAAACACCAGUAUGAGCUGGGGUAGAGGAGGUGACAUAUGAGCCUUUCCAUCCUCAAGGAUGAGGUUACUGAUCUGAGAAGGAAGCGAGGCAUCCCAGCCAAAGGAUGCUGCAGCACACAGUCACGUGGUCACACUGGAGAGGGUGACCAAUAGGGCCUGUGGGGAGGCUAGGAAGGUGGCUCACAGCCUACAUGAAUUUGUUGUUCACUCAUAAGGCAUGCUGGGAGCUGGUAGAGGGUUUUAGACAAGGAAGUGAUAGGGUAAUUUUUGUGUUUUGAAGAUAACUGCAGCAGCAAUAUGGGGAAUGGAUUGAAGAGAGGAAAGAAUGGGACAGGGAGAUGGCUACUGGGUGGCUGAUAGAGCAGGUGAGAGGUGUGUGGUCUGAACUGUGUCAGGUCAGUGGCACUGAGAUCAGUGUUUGGGUUUUAGAGACAUGAAGCAAACAUGACUUGUAGCUAUUAGAGCAGGGGCAGAGAUGGGGUCCAUAAUGAAUGAGAGGGAGGAAUUGGGAUCUUGGAGGAUCCUUAGGAAACUGGGUAAACAACAUCAGAGUUCAGGAGAUAGAGUGUGUUGGGAAAGGUAAUGAGUUUUGUUUUGAACACUAAAGAGCACCUAGCCAGACAAUUAGAUUGUCUUACAAAUGAAGAAACUGAGCCAACACAAAUUAUGGGUCAAGUUAAGGAACUCGUCUGAAUUUACAGCAUAUUGGAGGCAGAGCUUCAACUUGAAUACAGGUUUUCCAGUUUCUAGUCAAUUGUUUUUUCAACUUCAGAGCAGUUACCUCAUUUAAAAAGUUAGGCAGCAGUCUGCAGCUUAGUAGAGAUGCUGGAAUGCAGAAGUGUGUAAAUGCUAAAAUGUGGCCUGAGAACUAGGAACUUUAGAGGUCAUUGUACAUAUCAGGACACAGGCCUAGAGAACAGAGAGACUGUGCAAACAGGUGCGGCCAAGCUGGAUUUUGGACCUGACUCUGACACUUAGUUUAGCUCUCUGUUUUACUCAAAUUUUAAGUUAAGUGUUGGGUUAUCACUUUGUGGGGCUAGGGGCUGGUCUUAGAAGUUGUAGAAUCAGGCCAGGCGUGGUGGCUCACGCCUGUAAUCCCCCCACUUUGGGAGGCCGAGGCGGGCGGAUUACAGGGUCCUGAGAUUGAGACCAUCCUGGCUAACAUGGUGAAACCCCGUAUCUACUAAAAAUACAAAAAAUUAGCCAGGCGUGGUGGGAUGUGCCUGUAGUCCCAGCUACUCGGAAGGCUGAGGCAGGAGAAUGGCUUGAACCUGGGAGGCGGAGGUUGCAGUGAGCCAAGAUCGGGUCACUGCACUCCAGCCUGGGCGACAGAGAGAGACUCCGCCUCAAAAAAAAAAAGAAGUUGUAGAAUCACUCUCUUGUAGGUCUUAAUUUGGUGGAGCACCUUUUGUCUCACUAGUGCCUUCCACUGACAAACCCACCUGAUACUCAAGGUGAUCCAGCAGCCUGGAACACUCAGUCAGCCUGCAGAGGCUGGCCUCCGACUCAGCGGCACAGAGGAAGGCUGACAGUGGAUCUGAGAGGCCCAAGGACCACACAGGCUUUUCUUUUUUUUAUUGUUUUGAGAUGGAGUUUGGCUCCUGUGGCCCAGGCUGGAGUGCAAUGGUGUGAUCUCGGCUCACUGCAACCUCCGCCUUCUGGGUUAAGCAAUUCUCCUGCCUCAGCUUCCCUAGUAGCUGGGAUUACAGGCGCCCGCCACCAGCCCAGAUAAUUUUAUGUAUUUUUAGUAGAGAUGGGGUUUCACUAUUUUGGCCAGGCUGGUCUCGAACUCCUGACCUCAGGCGAUCCACCCACCUCAGCCUCCCAAAGUGCUGGGAUUAUAGGCGUGAGCCACCAUGCCCGGCUCAACACACAGGCUUUUCUUCUGGAAUCACUCAUGGUUAAGAGCUGUGUUCAGCAAACAGAAAAGUGAUUACACCCUUUCUAUAUGCAGAAUUGAUGCUUUUUUAAAAAAGUACAUUUUUAAGAAAAUUAGGCCAAGCAUGGUGGCUCAUGCCUGUAAUCCCAGCCACCACUUUGGGAGGUCAAGGUGGAAGGAACGCUUGAGCCCAGGAGUUCGAGACUAGCCUGGGCAAUAUAGUGAGACCCCAUUUUUACAAAAAAUAGAAUUAGCCGGGUGUGGUGGCACACACCUGUAGUCCCAGCAACUUAGGAGGCUGAGGUGAGAGGAUUGCAUGGCUCCAGGAAGUUGAAACUGCAGUGAACUGUGGUCACGCUAUUACACUCCAGCCUGGGUGACAGACUGAAUCCCUGUCUCAAAAAGGAAAAGGAGGAUGGACUCAGACAAGUUCUGGAGGAGAUGAAAGCUUUGUAUGAACAAAACCAGUCUGAUGUGAAUGAAGCAAAGUCAGGUGGACGAAGUGAUUUGAUACCAACUAUCAAAUUUCGACACUGUUCUCUGUUAAGAAAUCGACGCUGCACUGUAGCAUACCUGUAUGACCGCUUGCUUCGGAUCAGAGCACUCAGAUGGGAAUAUGGUAGCGUCUUGCCAAAUGCAUUACGAUUUCACAUGGCUGCUGAAGAAAUGGAGUGGUUUAAUAAUUAUAAAAGAUCUCUUGCUACUUAUAUGAGGUCACUGGGAGGAGAUGAAGGUUUGGACAUUACACAGGAUAUGAAACCACCAAAAAGCCUAUAUAUUGAAGUCCGAUGUCUAAAAGACUAUGGAGAAUUUGAAGUUGAUGAUGGCACUUCAGUCCUAUUAAAAAAAAAUAGCCAGCACUUUUUACCUCGAUGGAAAUGUGAGCAGCUGAUCAGACAAGGAGUCCUGGAGCACAUCCUGUCAUGACCAUGCACCGAGGCACUUCCAGGCUUCACUCAACUCAUGGACUCCUCUGUACUCACUCUCUCCACCCUCCCUUCACCUCCCUCUUUGAUUUUAGAAGCUAUAGACAUUGUUUAAGAUAACUAAGAAUACUUGGCUAAGAAGUAUAAUUUGCUAACUAUUAAGGACUUUCUUUUUUUAAUGUUUUACACUAUUCUUCCUACUCCUUUUUGGUUUUGGUUUUGUUUUGUAGAGACAGUGUCUCACUAUGUUGCCCAAGCUGGUCUCAAACUCCUGGCCUCAAGCAGUCCUCCCACCUUAGCUUCUCAAAGUGUUGAGAUCACAGGCGUGAGCCACUGCACCCGGCCCCUACUCCUUUUUCUAAUAAGCUGUAUCUGUAAUCACAGCAUUCCUACAGUUGUUACAGUGUGUUGUUUAAAUGAAAGUAAACAUGGUUACAUUUGAAUCUCUUAAAUAAUCAGUCACUUGGCUGGACAGGAAGAAGGUAGAUCCUGUGUGUCUUGUUUUCUGGUCAUGUGUAUUGUACAAGCUAGAGAGCUGAAUUUCUGAGAUACACAUUUUCAAAUCACAUGCAAGUGAAGAUGAUGAUCUGUAGAAAUUUUCAGUGUAUGUAAUGUUUAAUGACAUACUAAUUUAUCACCUGGCUAUUUGGGAAGGAAGGACACACAUGGAUUUUGCACAUUUCCACCAUGGUGGCUGGUGUGGCUUGUGGCUGUGGGGUGAUCACCAGUAUCACCACUUUGGAAGGGGACAGUGAAAUUGGGGCUAGAGAAGGAACUUUGUACAGUUUUCCCUGAGAUUCAGAUUGACUGAAAAGUCACAUGAAGAGUUGAUUGUCUUUUAAUGGUAUGUUUUAAACAGCUGACAUUUUAAAUUUUGAUGAAAUCCAGUUUAUUCGUUUGUUCUUUUAUGCUUUGGGUGUUGCAUCCGAGAAAUCUUUUCCCAUCCCAAGGUCACAAUUUUUUUUCCUUUUUACUUCUAGAAAUGUUAUAAUUUUAAGCUUUAUACUUUGGUCUAUGACCUGUUUUUUUGUUUUCUUUUUUCGUUUGUUUCUUUGUUUUGAGAUGGAGUCUUGUUCUGUCACCCAGGCUGGGGUGCAGUGGCGUGAUCUUGGCUCACUGCAAUCUCUAUCCCCUGGGUUCAAGUGAUGCUCUUGUCUCAGCCUCCCAAGUAGCUGGGAUUACAGGCGCAGGCCGCCACGCCCGGCUAAUUUUUGUAUUUUUAGUAGAGACAGGGUUUUACCAUGUUGGCCAGGCUGGUUUCAAACUCCUGACCUCAAGUGACCCACCUUGGCCUCCCAAAGUUUUGGGAUUACAAGUGUGGGCCACCGCGCCCAGCCUAUGAUCCAUUUUGAAUGAAUUUUUUAUAUGGUGCAAGGUGUCAAUCCACCUUCACUUUUUCUUGGGAAUAUAGAUAUCCAGCUGUUUCACUACCAUUUCUUGAAAGGACUGCCCUUUGCUCUAUCACCUUUGCAUUUUUGUUAAAAAGUAGUUGUCAAUGUAUAUGUGGGUUUAUUUCAGGACUCUGUUUUGUUCCAUUGACCUGUUUUUCUCUCCUGAAUGCCAAUACCAUAUUUGUAUGUAGUGUAUGUAAUUUUCUAAUAAUUCUUGAAACAGAUAGUAUUAAUGCAUCAUGUUUUUGCUGUUGUUUGUAUUUUUUGUAGAGAUGGGGUUUCACCAUGUUGGUCAGGCUGUGUUGAACUCUGAGCUAAAGCAAUCCACUCGCCUCGUCCUCCCCAUGUGCUGGGAUUACAGGCGUGAGCCUUGGUGCUGGCCCAGUGUACCACAUUUCUUUUUGAGAUUUGUUUUGGCUAUGUUAAGUCCUUUGCUUUUGAUGUGAAAUUUGGGAACAGGCAGGGUGUGGUGGCUUAUGCCUGUAAUCCUAGAACUUUGGGAGGCCUAGAUGGGUGGAUCACUUGAGCUCAGGAGUUCCAGACCAGCCCGGGCCUAUGGCAAAACUCCGUCUCUACAAAAAAUACAAAAAAUUAGCCAGGUGUGGUGGUGCAUGCCUGUAGUCCCAGCUACAUGGCAGGCUGAGGUGGGAGGAUCACUUGAGCCCCGGAGGUCAAGGCUGCAGUGAGCUGAGAUCACACCACUGUACUCCAGCCUGGGUGACAAAGUGAGACUCUAUCUCAAAAAGAAAUUAGGAUCAACUUGUCAAUUUCUACAACAACAACAACAACAACAAAAACCCCUGUUGGGCACCUUGAUUGAGAUUGCAUUGAAUUUAUAUAAAACUGUUGGGAGAAUUGACAUCUUAAUAAUAUUGAGUCUUCUGGCCUAUAAACAAGGUCUGUCUUCCUAGGUAUUAAUGUUUUGUCUUCUAUUUCUCUUAAUAAUCUUUUGUAGUUUUCAGUGUACAGGUCUACCAUGUCAGCAUUUCAUAGUUUUGAUGCUAAAUGGUAUUUUAAAAUUUCAAAUUCUAACUGCUUGUUGCUAGUAAAUAGAAGUACAAUUGAUGUUGAACUUGUAUCCUUCAGCCUUGCUAAACGGAGUUCUCAUGGUGUUUUUGUAGAUUACAUCAACAGUCAUGUGUUCUAUGAAUAAAGAGUUUUACUCCUUCCUUUCUAA
Pan troglodytes (chimpanzee) is the source of this 5765-nucleotide messenger RNA. It is a transcript of the gene GINS1, whose product is annotated as GINS complex subunit 1. The record is from RefSeq and is a predicted model, not a curated record. NCBI's taxonomy places the organism in Eukaryota, Metazoa, Chordata, Mammalia, Primates, Hominidae. Bases 2713 to 3198 code for a protein of 161 amino acids. Gene Ontology annotation, cellular component: GINS complex. The transcript has 7 exons. Gene Ontology annotation, biological process: DNA replication; DNA strand elongation involved in mitotic DNA replication.